Molecule: messenger RNA, 336 nt
Organism: Suillus bovinus
Lineage: Eukaryota; Fungi; Basidiomycota; Agaricomycetes; Boletales; Suillaceae
Exons: 2
Source: RefSeq, a predicted model, not a curated record
UAUCAACAAAUCCAGCCCAGCCAGCUCACCAUGAACCAGGAAGUGACUGAAGAGAAUAGAUAUGAUCAGGGAUCAGACAGACUAGCAUGGUUUUGGAGGAUCAACAAUGGUGGUGAUCUUCAUGAGGAUGCAUGGAUGAAUGAAUUCUAUAGGGUCAAUUGGUUAAAAGCAAAGGCUAGGUGGCAAAGGUGGGAAGAAGAAUUAAGUUUGAUUUGGCAUGAGAUGGGUUGGACAGUUGGCUGGUUUAGGCAUAAGAUGGGUAAAUGGGAGAGAAGGUAUAAAGAAGCUACAAAGCUUGGGCAUAAAGCUUAUGCACAACGGCAGGUGCUUUUGUGA